UAGUCAAAGGCUUCUCUGCUUAUUCUGUUUCUGUUUGGUUGUCGGACUACUUCAUUCCGCAAAUGCUCACUGCUAACUUAGUUAAUUAGCGUUACGGGUAAUAUUGUGAUUUACUACUGUUUAUAAAAACGAGCUUAAGGCAAAAAACUUGAAGACCUUAAUCUCGAGUGAAUCGGUUCCAGUUGCUUAGUUAUCUUAAAAACUAGAGGUUGUACUGGACAAAAAUGCUGGUUAUCUAGUAUUACUCUUGUAUACAACACAUUCAACUCUAUAGGAAGAGGGCUGAUUCGUUGUCUUAUAUAAAAUCAUAUAAUAGCCGCUAAACAAUGGCUGGAACAGUAAGUCUAGAGCUUGACCCCAUCUUUCUGAAGGGACUGGGCUACCUUCACUCCAAGAGCAAAGACUCCGCGGAGAAACUCAAGGCCCUGCUGGACGAGUCUUUAGCCAGGGGCAGUGACUCCAUCUAUAGGACAUCACUGAAGGAACCUGAAGUGAGCAAGGUGUCAUUACCAAAAAUGACCAAACAAGACUCCAAAUCCUCCUCUAGUUCAUCAUCAUCAUCAUCAUCUUCAAUCACCAGCAGCAGCAGUAAAUCAAGCAGCUCAGACAAGACUAAGAAAGAGAGCGAGAAAAGAUCUUUGGAAAAGAUUAGGGUUGAUCCUGGGGAAGGAGUGGAGCCACCAAAAAAACCUCGUGUGGAUAAGCAGGACAGUCUUUCGUCGCCGAUUGCUUUCCAAACCAAGGACAUUCCCAUCUCUGAUUUCACGGACAUUGAUGAAACCAAUGCUGACGACUUUGCCAUGGAAAUGGGUCUUGCUUGCGUGGUUUGUCGACAAAUGACUGUCACUUCUGGCAAUCAACUAGUGGAGUGUCAAGAAUGUCAUAAUCUGUAUCAUCAGGAGUGCCACAAACCUCAGGUUACUGACAAGGAUGUCAAUGACCCACGGCUAGUGUGGUACUGUGCUCGGUGCACCAGGCAAAUGAAACGAAUGGCCCAAAAGACCCAGAAACCUCCACAGAAACCAGCUCCUGCUUUGGCAACAGCCGCACCUAUGUUAAAAGAUCCGCUAGUGAAGAAAGCUGAACUAAAGCCCAAACCGGAAACAGCAGGUUCAUUCCAGGCCUUUAAGAGAACGGAGGUGAAGGCGUCUGUGGCAUCAGGAAACUCUUCCAGCAGUAGCUCCACUUUGCCCCCAGGCCUCACAGGAUGGGCUGCAUUUACCAAGACCACAAAUGUAGGACCUACCAAUACCAAGUUGAGCACCAGUCAGCCAGGUAGCAGUAAAUCAACCCCACCUCCCUCGGGCUCCAAACCUGUGGGACUCUCUGCACUGGCCAAUGUUAAGCCCAGUCUGGCUACUAAACCUUCAGGAAGCAGCAGUGGAAGUGGUAAUGGAAACAACGGCUCUAGCACAGUACCCAUGAAACCACCCCCUCCACUCACACUUGGCAAGCAAGUGUUGAGCCGCUCAACAAGUGGAGAUAGCGUUGGGAAAAUGACUGUGACUGGAUCACAGUCACCUGUGGCAGCACCCUCUAGCAGCCUGGGAGGCAACGGUGGGUCAGCAGGCAAUGGAGGGGGCAAUGGGGGCAACAGUGGUGGCAAUAGCAGCAGUAACAACAACAGCAACGGAUCAAAAGCCUUAGCUGAUGGCAAGACGCCCACUUCCCAGGAGUCUCAGCUCAAUGCUAUGAAACGGCUGCAGAUGGUGAAGAAGAAAGCAGCACAGAAGAAACUGAAGAAAUGAGGAAGAAGAAGCCAGAUUAUUAUGUUAAAGAGCAAGUCAUGUCCUGUUUUUCAAAUCAAAUAUACUUGAAUUUGAAUGUUACUGGUCUUUCAGAUAUGGUUUGGUUUGAAGAUGUGCCUCAUUCUUUCUAACCAGCCACUUUAGUGAAAACAAGCUGCUCAUUUCAAUGAUGUUUAAUAAAUAACACCUUUCUUCUUUUUGAAAAAAAAAAAAUGAUUGUUGUUAUUUCAAUGUUUUUUUAUG
Messenger RNA from Carassius carassius (crucian carp), 1991 nucleotides. RefSeq names its product integrator complex subunit 12 (gene ints12). The record is from RefSeq and is a predicted model, not a curated record. Bases 327 to 1748 code for a protein of 473 amino acids. Lineage: Eukaryota; Metazoa; Chordata; Actinopteri; Cypriniformes; Cyprinidae. Gene Ontology annotation, cellular component: integrator complex. The transcript has 6 exons. Gene Ontology annotation, biological process: snRNA 3'-end processing.